AUGGCAGAGCUGCUGACGAGCAGAGCGGACAAAUGGUUCCAAGCAAGGCGCCUCCAAGGGGCUGACUGGAUCACAUUUCGGCGCGAAUUCCUCGAGUUUUUUCUUCCACCCCGAUACCUCCAGCGCUUGGACGACCAGAUUCGGAGUCGUGAGCAACUGAAAGGGGAAACGUUUAAAGACUUUAUGCUAGAUCUUCGAGUUCUCAUGCGCCAUGCGGGCUACAACGAAACCCAAGAGCUGGAUAGGACCAUUGUGGAACUGGGUCAGUUGGCCACUGAGUUCGAGACCGUCCGGCGAAGUGCUCUGGAUAACGUGAUUGGGCCAGACCUCGACCCAUACGCCUUCGCCUACCUCGAUGACAUUAUUGACAUCGGAGCCAGCCUAGGAGAACACAUGGACAGUCUGCGCAAAGUCUUUGAACGAUUGAGGAGAGCCAACCUGCGCAUCAACCAGGAAAAGUGCUCAUUCUUCAAGAGGAAACUGGCCUACCUCGGGCAUGUGAUCAGUGACCAGGGCAUCCACACCGAUCCGGACAAGGUUGCCGCCGUACGAAACCUGAGCCCUUCCACGAGCUUACGGGAGCUGAGGAGAUGCCUCGGGAUGGCCUCAUGGUACCGGCGAUUCGUACCCAACUUCGCCUCAGUGGUCCAGCCCAUGACCAACCUGCUGAGGAAAAACCAACGGUGGAAGUGGGAGCCGGAGCAACAGAGUGCCUUCGAUCUCCUGAAAAAUUUACUGACAGACGCACCCGUGCUGGCAUGCCCAGAUUUCUCCGUCAAGAUGACACUCCAGACUGACGCCAGCAACUACGGACUCGGGGGAGUACUAACCCAGGAGAUCGACGGCCAGGAACGAGUCAUUGCCUACGUCAGUCGCAAGCUCGAUGCCGCGGAGUUGAAUUAUUCACCUACGGAAAAAGAAUGCUUGGCCAUUGUCUGGCGAAUACGGAAAUUCGACGUAAUCACCGACCACCUGGCCCUGAAAUGGCUUGACCAAAUAGAAAACCCAACCGGAAGAAUUGUCAGAUGGGCCUUAGAACUCCAGCAAUAUCAAUACGACAGACUUACGCAAGGCGAGCAGCAGUGCAAGUGGCUGCAACGAAAGAUGAAUGACGGUCGAGGCGACCCACAGAAGUUCCCCGACUUCAUCAAUAAAAACCUCGGCCACCGUCCAGAUGACCAGGACUACGUACCGUGGAAGCUAAAGACCAUCAUCAGAAUCUCGCAGAAGUACUUCUGGCCAGGGAUGUUUCGCGAUGUGCGACGAUACGUACGUCAAUGUAUGAAAUACAAGUCAGAACAGCGACAACAAGCCGGAAAGAUGCUAACAAGACAGAUCAGUGAACUCUUUGGCAUACUGUGUGCGGAUUUCGUCGGACCGCUGCCCCGCUCUAAGGAGGAGAAUACCAUACUCCUCGUCUUUUUCGACACCUUCACCAACCAUUUCGGAGCACCGAGGAAACUGGUGUGCGAUAACGGUUCACAAUUCAUCAGCAAGGCAUUCAAAGACUUCCUUAAGGAAACGGGAGUGGAACCCCAAUUCACCGCCCCAUACUGCCCACGAGAGAAUCCGACCGAGCGCGCGAAUCGCACAGUCAAGACGAUGAUCGCCCAGUACGUGGCGAAUGGACAGAUCACCUGGGACAGUAACACCGACGAUGAAGACAGCGAAACCACCAUUGAGGACCCCGGCGACCAACACGGACAGUCCCAAAGAGGUCAACCGACCGACACUAGCAACGGGGGCGACGACGAGGAAGGACGCGGGGAACUGGGUCCCUUUGUCGAGGACGCCAGCGACAACGGGAGCGAGGAUGCGUACUCAAUGAGCAGCCGGGAGUACGACGACGACCCACAGGAAGGCGCGGCACACUACGUGUACAUGGGCAAGGACCGAUGA
Molecule: messenger RNA, 1899 nt
Organism: Drosophila rhopaloa
Lineage: Eukaryota; Metazoa; Arthropoda; Insecta; Diptera; Drosophilidae
Exons: 7
Coding region: 1-1899 (632 amino acids)
Biological process (GO): DNA integration
Molecular function (GO): nucleic acid binding
Source: RefSeq, a predicted model, not a curated record